Gorilla gorilla gorilla (western lowland gorilla) is the source of this 499-nucleotide messenger RNA. RefSeq names its product SEC61 translocon subunit gamma (gene SEC61G). Gene Ontology annotation, biological process: protein targeting; intracellular protein transport. The transcript is spliced from 4 exons. Bases 133 to 339 code for a protein of 68 amino acids. Gene Ontology annotation, molecular function: transmembrane protein transporter activity. The record is from RefSeq and is a predicted model, not a curated record. Lineage: Eukaryota; Metazoa; Chordata; Mammalia; Primates; Hominidae. Gene Ontology annotation, cellular component: membrane.
UAAGGAACCAAUAGGACGGAGGAAUGGGCGGGCUGUUGGCAGAAACCCGGAUUCCGGUUCCGGUGGGCCUCCAUCAGCAAGCUCCAGUGCUACGUGUCCCUGGCAUUUUAGGUGUCGGUUGGGCAGGCAGUCAUGGAUCAGGUAAUGCAGUUUGUUGAGCCAAGUCGGCAGUUUGUAAAGGACUCCAUUCGGCUGGUUAAAAGAUGCACUAAACCUGAUAGAAAAGAAUUCCAGAAGAUUGCCAUGGCAACAGCAAUAGGAUUUGCUAUAAUGGGAUUCAUUGGCUUCUUUGUGAAAUUGAUCCAUAUUCCUAUUAAUAACAUCAUUGUUGGUGGCUGAAUACAUUUUGGAAGAGAGUUUUUCAUCUUAGAGAUUGGUGAACCAAGUGUGAGGGUGUGAGAAAGUCACAGAAUACAAAUUUGCCUGUAUGUUUUGUGGGGUUUUUUUUUUUCCUUUCAAGAUGUUUUCUAUUUCUAAAUUAAAGUAAUUUCAAAGUAAA